This is a messenger RNA of Durusdinium trenchii, 3513 nucleotides long. NCBI's taxonomy places the organism in Eukaryota, Dinophyceae, Suessiales, Symbiodiniaceae. The record is from the annotation of a GenBank genome assembly.
AUGCCCCGAACCUUUAGUGCUUCCGAAGUAGCUGAGCACAACAGUGCUGCCAGCUUGUGGGUGGUGAUCAACUCCAAUGUCUAUGAUGUCACCGAGUUCCGAUCGAUGCAUCCGGGCGGGGAGGAGCUCCUCCUGGAGUAUGGAGGACAAGAUGCCUCCUUUGAAGCACAACUAGGUCAUGGUACGAGCCGCAAGGCUAGAAGUUUGAUGUCAAGAUAUCUUAUUGGGACUCUGGCCGAAGAGCCACAACAGAUCCCGGUCAAGAGUAUCAUAUCUUUAGAAGAUAUGGCAGCUGCUCAUGAUGCAGCGAGCGCUCCUGCUGCGGCUGCUGUAGGUGGCGGAGGCAAGAUGGUGGAUCUUGAGAACCUGGGAAGCACGGAAGCACCCAAGAACGUCGCAUUGGAUGACCUUGGGAGUGUGGUCCCCAAAAAGGCUAUCGCAUUAGAUGACCUGGGUAGUGCUGCCCCCAAAAUCAAGGUGGUUGCUCUGGAUGACCUUGGCACUGCAGCUGCUCCGAAAGGCAACACUGUUGCAUUAGAGGAGCUAGGGAAGCCGGGAAAGUCCGAGAAGAAGAGCAACAAGAAGGCCACCAAUUUAGAGGAUCUUGGCAAUGUAGACUUGCCCUCCUACGGAACUCGGACUGGACGAAAUCCACACCGAAAACUUACAAACGAGAAGAACAUUGAAGAGGAAGAUCCGAAAGCAGAAGAAGUGCAGGAAGUAGAGAAGGUUGAGGAAGUGGACGAUGAAACUAAAGGCCUUGUGAAGAUUCUUCUUGCCAGCUGGGCGUUGGCAAACAAGCAAGAAGAUCAGCCAGAGGCCGUCAAGGUGUCAGAGGGGGAGAAUGAAGAUCAAGAGGAGUCUGAGGAGGAGAUCAUGGAGGCAAAUGAGGUAGAGCCUGAGAAGAAGAAGAGCAGAUGGGCAAGGUUGUCGCCCAAAAUCAAUCUCCGCAGCAGCUUCGAGUGGAGAACAGGAGCUUCAAAUGAGAAGAAAGCGGCAACUCCCAAUGACGAUGACACAGUUCAAGAAGACAAAGAAGAAACAGUGCAAGCAUUAUUAGGCAGUCAAGUGCCUAAAAGCUACACCGAGAUGUUCGAGUUCAAUGCCACCGUCAUGGGCUUUGGAAGACAUCGGUGGCUUGGAGAAGUGAACCGAUCCUUCAAUGACAUCGUGACGAAUGCAGCGAAUCGAGGGCGCUUGCAGGAAGAAACGGAAGUACUUGCCUUGCGCAUUUGCAAAACAGUGGAGGGUGAGGCGACACUGUCAAUGUAUAAAUCUGCAAUGCUGGCAGCGCUUCGCUCAAUGCUGCCCAAGACUUGGGACCCACAGCAUGAGACUGCUUGGAACUGGCUCUGGGAUGCAAUCGACAAGAACUUGCGGAACAUCCUCUAUAAGCCUCGCUCUUGGCAGCCAGCUCUUCUGAGACUCAUGUCCAGGUUCUCUGACAAGGAAAAGGAAGCGAUGCGGGAUGAAGUGUACGUGCGCUUUUUCCAGGUGGCACCUCAGGGGCAGGACUUCUUCAAGCAAUCCAACACACGGCUCCACUUCAUCGCCACUAGGGCCAUGGACAUGACCUCCGAGCUCUUCAACGACCCCUGGGAGAUGACCGAGCAGAUCUCAGCCUUGGGUUUGCGGCACGUGGGCUAUGGUAUCCCAACGCAUUUGAUAGAACCCUUUGCCAACUGCUUCGUGGAAGUCUUGCGGGAAAAUGCACCCGGAGAGGAGACAGCUCUUGAAGGCUUUCAGUGGUCGAUAGGACUCGUGGCCAAGAUUCUCAUCCGGGUCAUCCAGGAGGGCUCAACCAUCGUCAUGAAGGCCAUCAAUGCCAACUCGGCGCUCCAGCUGCGGAAGGCUGUGGCCCUGGCUCCGCGUGGUGAGCGUGCUCAGUGGUUGCUUUGCAUCCAGGUGGGAACCCAAAAUAUUUCUCCACUCUUCUGGUCGAUUGAGAGCGGCAGCUUGGAAGCUGCACGCGCCAUGAUCCAGGACUUGCUGACGAUCCGUGCAGACCGAGACAGGUACUACUACGGAGUGGAUGCACUGUUUCAAGCUCAUCCGGACAUCGUGGAGAUCUUGUGCGCGAAGGCGCAACAGCUUCUCUCAACUCUGCUGGAUGGCUUGGUCUGGCGAAGCAAGCGCACGAUCAAUUCGUGGCGACGAGUGAACUUCUAUGUGAAGCACUUGGUGGUGAGGGAUGGGAAAUUUGCAGGAGCAUUGAAUGCAAUUUGUGUAUCCAAUGACGUGAAAAUCAUCUCGAACCAGGUCGUGGUGUUGCUGUCCGACACGCUCUGGGCAGGUGUUGUCCGACGUCAGUUUAUCUUGUCCAAAGUCGGAUUCCUCUUUAGUUUGAUGGUCUUCAUGUUGAGUGAAGCCAUCUUGCCGAAGAUAGCCUCCGCGGAUGAGCUGAACAUUCGGAUAACCGUUUUUGCUGGCCGCAUCAUCAACUAUGGCUUUAGCAUGCUGCGGUUGUUGAUUUUCCAUGGAAAGCGCAUCUUCAAGGCCUACAAGACGGGUGCAGUGACGCCAGGGCGAUGCCCUCUGCCAUUGUACCUCAAGGAUGAGGAUGCGAAGAUGGGCAUUUGCCUGCUGUUCUUGCUCAUGGCCAUGUGCGCCGGCGAACCGAUGUUCUACUGCCUCCACCAGAUCCCCAUCACAGGACCUACCGAAAGAUGCAAGGAAGCUGAAAGUGUGAUGCAGCUCUACAUCAUCCUGGCCAUGGCGGCCAUGGUCUUACACUGGCUGCUGGUCAUUAACCUUUCAGUCUUUGCCACCAAGUUGGCAGCCUUCGUUCUGGUGAUUCGAGAAGUCUUUGGGGAGGUGGGCAAGUUUAUGGUGGCCAUCAUCUUUAUUUUGGUGACCUUUAGCAGUGCCAUCGCCUCCUUGAGACAUGAAGUUGCAGAGUUCCGCACGUUGCCCAAAGCGGCCAACUGCCUUUUUGCCACCACCGUGGGCAUUUACGAAGGCGACUACCGGGAAAUGCUCCACCAGCCAGCUCUCUUGGCUGCCGUUUUCAUGUUCAUCACAGUCUCAGCCAUUUUGCUCAUCAACCUGCUGAUUGCCCAGCUGAACUGCUCCUACGACUAUGUCUACGGAGACAUGGUGGGCUUCGCUCGCUUGGCUCGGGGCCGUUUGAUUGUGGAUUCGAUGGUCGCAUGUCCACCGACCAGGUUCGUGAAGUUUGUGGCCAGCUUGCGCUUUGAUCAACUCUUAGAGUUUGAUGAGGGCGAUGUUGGUCUGGGUGGUGGCAUCCAAAUCAAAGAACCUGCGAACCAAAAUCCCACCUCCGACGACAUCAUCCAGAGGUUUGGAGGCACAAGCUCUCCUGACAUGCAGUGGCCAGAAGAGGAGAAUGAGUCCGACCGCUAUGCCCGGAUCAAGGCCCUCAUCAUGCAGCUGCGGAAGGGUCCCGAGGAGAAGUUUUCAAAGCACAGUUCUGCUGGCACGGGCAAUGGCACCAGCGCCAGUGGCCAUACCACCAGCCAGCAAGAGGGGGAUGAGUCCAGCAGCAGUCACUGA